Messenger RNA from Plasmodium yoelii, 906 nucleotides. Its product is annotated as PIR protein. Lineage: Eukaryota; Apicomplexa; Aconoidasida; Haemosporida; Plasmodiidae. The transcript has 3 exons. The record is from RefSeq and is a predicted model, not a curated record. Bases 1 to 906 code for a protein of 301 amino acids.
AUGGCUGUUAAUCUGUGUGAUGGACUUAUAAUGGCCGAUAAAGGUCUUGUCUUCGAUAAAAAUUCUCAAAAUUAUAUGUUAGAAGGAAGUUUAACCAAAAUGCAUUGUCCUAACCAAAACUGUGAUAAUGAUGACAAAAAAAUUAGUUCUGCUUUUAUAGCAUUGCUAAGUUUCUAUAAGGAAUAUGUUAAUGUGGAAAAUUUAGAGAAUGAUAAAUUUGCUGAAUACGCUAUUUUAUGGUUAGGUCACAUACUGAAUCAAAAAACAGAAAAUGGAACCACCCCAUUAAAGGAUUUUUAUACUAAACAUAUAAAAACAAAUAGUUGUUAUGAUCAGAAAAAAAUUGGUGAUAAUGAUAGUAAGAUUAAUAUAAGUGUUAUAGAUACAAAAAUAGAAUCGAUGAAUAUUGGUAUUAAAGAUAUAUCUAAUUUUUAUGAAAUAUUUAAAUUAUUAUGUGAUAUGGAUAGUGAAGUUGGUAGAAAAAAAAUCCAAUGCAAUACAUGUUUAAAAAAUGCUGGAGAAUUUUAUGAACAAUAUGAAAAACUUAAAAAUGGUUUAGAUAUUAAUAAAGGAAGUUCUUAUUUUCAACUUUGGUUAAGUUUAUCAAAAGAUUAUGACAAAUUUAAAGAGAAAUAUAAAAAUAAUGUAUGUAGUAAUAUCGAAUCCCUUAAAUCUUGUUCACGAAGUUCAGCGACAAAAAGCCCAGUGACAGAAUGUCCAGUGGAAGAAUGUCCAAUGAAAGAAUGUCCAGUAACAGAAUGUCCAGUGACAAAAAAUACGCUAAUUACAAUUGCAAUUAUAUUUGUUGCAGCAUCAAUUUUAUUGGGAGUUUCUUAUAAGUAUUCGUUAUUUGGAUUUCGGAAACGAUCUCAAAAACAACAUUUAAGAGAAAAGCUAAAAAAAUAA